Messenger RNA from Pipra filicauda (Wire-tailed manakin), 16589 nucleotides. It is a transcript of the gene ARL15, whose product is annotated as ADP ribosylation factor like GTPase 15. The transcript has 5 exons. NCBI's taxonomy places the organism in Eukaryota, Metazoa, Chordata, Aves, Passeriformes, Pipridae. Bases 11791 to 12630 code for a protein of 279 amino acids. Gene Ontology annotation, molecular function: GTPase activity; GTP binding. The record is from RefSeq and is a predicted model, not a curated record.
AAAGAAUCCCUGAUAACUCAAAACUCUUUGAGGCGACAUCUUGAUGUGAAAGGUUUGCUAUGGUUAGUGAAAAAUUCCUUUCUGGAAUGACAAAAAUAUGCUGUUCAAUACCAGUGUACCCUUGGAUAUAACUACUGUGCCAAGUGUCUUCAGUGGAUGAGGAGCAGCUGGAGACUGACUGUGUAAGUAAUGAGAGUGAAAGGUUUGCCCAAAAACUCAAGUGUAGAGGGACUCAAAGGGAAUUGGUGGUGACAAUGCUAUUGUAUUCGUAUGCUGACUUAGUGGAUAAUAUGAAAUUCCAGUCUUAGAAGGAAAGCCAAUAAUUCAUUGGCAAAAAUACUGUCUCACCUCUCUCCACACAGUGAAAGCCAACCAAAAUCUGUCUCCUGCAUCAGAACUGUUAUUUCCUUCUGUGUUGGAAUUAGAACAAUAGUCUCAUAUUGUCUUAAUUUCCUGACUUUGGCAAUGCCAGGAAGGCUGCAGAGGUGGUAGAAUCCCUACUAGUUAUGAAAUUACGUUUUCUUUCAUAGUAUGGGUUCAAGUUAGAAGACGGAACAUGGCCAGACCCUUUUUUUUUAAGAUUACAGAUGAAGUUUAUUGUGAGUCUUGAUUUAUAAGACAUGAAUAGGUAUAUCAUUCCACAGACACGAGUCAUGAAUGCUUUAAUGAAAUGUUAAGCCUGAAAUUUAAAACUUUUUUUCUCCUCUCUCUUUUUUGAGCUUUUGUUCAUACAUAUUAGAAUUUUCAAAAUCUGAAAACGUGUUUUCUGGCCUGCUUCGUACACUUGCCUACAUUCAAAGACCCCAUGUCACCUGUGUUGUUAAAAACCAGGAGACCUGCUUUUCUUCUUAAAAAAGCCAUUGUACGAUAUAAAAUACUGGCAGAAUCUCACUCAGUCUUUGCCAUACACUCUAAGCAAAGAUCACUGUACAUAUAAACAUUUAUAUAAAAUGACCAGACAUCUGGUCAGUAGGCAAGUUGGCACUUUCUUUCCAUUACUACAAUACUUUCCUCCCAACACAUAUUUGUCAAUACAGCUAUUUUUAUAACACAGAUCAGAACAGCUGUGCAAAAUCUGUUGCUCUCAUGUUGUUCUACUGAAAGUAAGAAGAACUUUAAUUAAACUUUAUUUUGCUAAAGUUUAAGUUUACAUAGCAUGCUGUGCAAGAAAUAAAUUUUUGUUGUGAGAUCAUGAGAGAGCAAUAAUAUUUAUAAAAGCAGAUUUAACUCCCAUAUUAUGGAAACCAUUUUAUUUGAGAAGCAGAAGCUCUUUUUCUAUAUUAAUCUUUGCUGUGGCAAGGAGGUAAAUUAGGUCUGUACAGGUUAAUAGGAUAGUUCUGUAGUUGUAUUAGUAAUACUGGAUUUUAAAGUGGAGGGAAGUUUUAAAAAACAAUGCAGAUGUUUACUGGGCUUGUGUUAGCUAUUCCAUGUAGAUUGUAGCUUUCAUUGGGGCCAGUUACAGCUAUUUACAGAUGUAAAUGUGUGUAUGGAGUCUGUGGUUUAUAAAGUGAAAUCGCGCUUCUUUUUCUUAGGGAUGAACAAAGCCACAGGAAAAUCAUUCAGAAGAGUUAACCAUAAGCAAAACCACAAACCACAGAGGGGGCUUUAACAUGCAGUCAAAGGACUUGGCAUUGUUGACAUUUUCUAUGAAUUCAAAACAUAUUCGGUUUUAUAUAGAGAAUGACUGAUGGAUGGAUAAAGAGGGUGGAAACCGAGAAUGAAAGACAAAAUAUUCUAAAUGCAAGGAAAUCUGAUUACCAGUGUACAAGCAAGCUGUAAUUCAGCAAACUGUACUGAGUGAUAGUAGCCAAAGGCAGCUGGAUGUUGAAUAAUGUGUGAUUAUCUGUCCAGUUUGCCAACUCCCUACUCAUAUUGCUGUUCCCAGAGCAUUCAGUGAGGAUAUCAGUGAAGUACAGGUUGCAAGAUUAAAUCUUAUUCUAGCAAAAAUCCAGGACUCAAAGAACACCAGACAGUUUCAGAUGGACUCCAAACUGUCUCACUGCUAUUCAUUUUCUAUCACUGCUGGAAUUUUGCUGUGGAAACAAAUAGCAAAGAAAACAAUAACAGGAUUAAGAACAAUGACAGACUAUUAAAUCACAUACCAGUGGUUUGCAGCCUAUGGCAUUUUUUUUCCACGGGUGUAAUGAUAGACUUUUUUUGGCAGUGGCUUUUCUUUUUUAGCUGAGGAAGGGAUGCCUUCUAGUUUCUCCCUACUUUGUUUUAGUUUGUAUGUAGUUUCUUUUAUUUAAUUCUCCCACCUGAAAUUGUGUAGUUUGGAGACAGGCCCUUUUUCUGCUCAGGAACAAGAAUUAGAACAUUUCAUUCUUCCUGGGUAUAGGGAGCCAUAGAGAGCAGUUAGCUGUCAGUGAGCAAACAAUAGUAAUGAGUUCUAUGAACUGUAAUUGUGAGAGGGCUAACGUGCACAGACUGCAGAGCAAUAGAGAUUUGGGGCCAAUGUAUAAACAACUGGUAAUUCUGUAAUCCUGAGCCUAGCCUAGAACCAUAGAAAAUCAGUGUCCAAGUUUAGGUAUUUACAUAGUGCAAGAGGCCUCUGCUAUUUUGAGAGAUCAAAUACAGUUUCCUGUUCUUCUUAUUAUUGUUCCCAGAGUCAACAAUGCGUCCUGGUGAUACCAUAAAAAGACACCAAACUAUUCUGCAAUCUGGAAAAGUGUUUUUUAGUUAUUCUACUGCUGCAGUUCUAAGCUCUGAUUAUGUAGAAUCACAAAGUUAGUAUUUUUUUCUCAGUGGAUGUCCAAUUUCUUUAGUCUUUAAAGUUACUUUGCACGUGCUGAUAAUAAUUUUAAUUUCCUGAUCUAAAAUGUCACACAUUGAUUUCAUAUAUUUUAGGCUAAUUUUUAUCCCUAUCUAAAUGUGAAGUAAGCAUUUAGAUAGCUAGCUAAUGAGGUUACAUUGCUACAUACCAAUGACAUUUCAGGUACAUGACUACUCAUGAAAUUCUCAUUUGAGCAUGCAAAAGGCACUAAGGGUUUCCAAAAUGCAGUUGCUACAGUCACUUGUCUCCAACAACUUGUUACCUUUAAUGUCCACAUCUCAUAUUUGUUGUGAGUUCAUUAAGGGGUAUCUUUCUGACUCAAACUGGCUGGCAUAGGAAGCUGUGACAUGUCAGCUAUGCCUUUUGUAGAAACAUGGAGUUGAUUGCCCGUAUGUACAAAACAUCUGGACUGAUCCCUUGUGUUACUGGAUACAACCCACUGUAGUUAUUACCUCCGGAUGUGGGGAGAAAGGCCAGCAGAAAUACCUGGCUCCAUUAGCCCAUUCUUUGUUCCACUACAGCAGGUCUGACUGGAAUGUCAAGACCUGGUCUACAGAGUGUUAGGCACUCAGAGCUGUACUUCCAGGUAAUACUUAAAGCAGUCUGGCUGGUUGCUAUUUGAUGUUAAAUAUUACAGAAUCCUUUCUGUCUUAUAUUAGGUACUCAAAAUCAAUAGAUACUUUGACUUUUAACUUUCUCUGCCUCAUUCCUUCUUCUGAAAGCAGUAAUAAUACUCUCUCAUCUCAAAGGAUUAUUGUGAAAAUGAACUAAGUAAUAUCAUAGAAACAUAAUAUCUGUGAAUAAGUUAGUGUCAGAAUGUAUGACAAAGCAAAAAAAACUUUUGUCCCCAGGCAGAAUUUGUCAAGUUGUGAGUAAAAAAAUGAGGCCACAUACAACAAUAAUAACAGUAAAGAAAAAGGAAAAUUGAAUACUGACUAAUACAGUAGUCAAGUGGAAAAUAUACAAUAGAGUCAUAUAAUUGAACAGCACAUACAGACAUAUGCAGGCUGAAUUAAAGCUGCACAGGAAAUCUGAAAUUUAGCAUUUUCUUCCUAAGUGUUUAAAAAAUUUACUGUACUACAGCCACAAUUGUUAGGUUUCUAUUCCUCUUUGUUUUUCAGCAUGAGACACAAUUUGCUGUAAGGAUGUGGGAUAUAUAGAAAGAUAGAAUCACAUUUGAAAAUUAAUUCAGAUAGUAAUGUAAAGUUUUCUAAAGUGAAGUUAAAUCUGAGCACACUAUGACUUCCAUCUACUCCUCUUCCAUGAGAAGUAUGAGUCAGUUGAUGUGCUAAGGUGAAGCCUCUUGGCAGUUCCAUGUCUGGAGACUGAAUCUAUAGGGUAUGUUCUGCCCACUGUCCCAUCAGAGAUACACUAGAACUUCCUCAUUUGCAGCAGAAAGGAUAUUAGGAAAGGUAGGCAGGAUCUGGUAGGUUCUAAGUUAAAAUGCCUCUGUUGGAAGUAUCAACAGAGAUAUACUACAGAUAUACUACAGAAUUUAUUGGAAAUUUUACAGUAUCUGUUUGUAUGCGGUAAUACACCUUAACCUUCUGAAAGCUAGCCAUUAAAACAGUGAACAUGUCAAAAACAUUACUUUUGCCUAUGGCUCAGUUCCAAGACAGUGCAUUAAUAUGCAUGUCAAUCUGCUGAGCAGGGUGAAAAUGAAGAAUUAGUGAUCAACGCUAAUGAGAAUAAUUUGCUCUAAAUACAAAUGUACUGUGCUUUUUGCUCACAAUAUUUACAACUUUACUCGAAAGAAUCUCCCAGUAUCUGGUUAAUUUAGUACUACUACUUACGAUUUUUCAUGUGUUCAGAGUAACAAUAAUAUUUAACCUAAAUUCCCUCACUAAGUAUUAACAGAGUUGCAUGUUAAUGAAUUAACAAAUUCACCUUAAUUUUAUUCUUAAACCCUCCACAUAGAAGCAAGUGAUCAAAUUUCAUGCUAGUUAUACAGAAAGCUAGUUUACUAUUUAGCCAGGACUACAAAAAUCAUAUAUGGUCCAGAUUUAUCCAUACUCCAUGCUGAAAUAAACCAGAAAUAAAAUACAACAAAUGUUUCUUCUCACGUAUUCUUCAGAUAUGUUAAAGCCAAGAAAGCUAUACUUUGGCUGCUAGCCUUUCCCUCAAGGAAAAAAAAGAAAAAUACACUAGUGAGAGUCAAAGGGACCAGUAACACAUGCUUUGGACUUGUUUCCAGAGCUGAAAUCUGUACAGUUACCACACAAAAUACCUGACUCUUAAUGAGCUUUUAGAAAACCCUAGUAUUUCGACCUGUUUUCCUGAUUUGAGAUUCAGUUUGGCUGAGAGGUCCGUCAGCGUCUUUAAAUUGUGAUUCAUUCCUUCAUGGGGCACCUUCUUGCAACUUAUUCUCAUUCUCAGGACCAUGUGGAGGAUGAUCAAAAGACAAACACAGUUUAUUCCUAAGCAAGAUCUCUUCAAGAUGCGCUCAGAAUAUUCACAUGCAUGUCUUAUUUUCCCCCUCCCUUGAAGCUGUAAUUGCAUGUAGGAUAGACGAAAGAAUUGCACUGAAGUGGCUGAAUUCACAUGCUGCCUUUAGGCUCUCAUCCUGAGAACACAUAGGAACAGUGGGAGAAAGGGGACAGUGUUGUUAUAAAGUUCCCACCCAUACAGUAAACUGCCUGAGUGGAAAUGCAUUUCAAAGAGUGCAUGCUCUCUGUUGCAUUUAUUCCUAUACCCUUGACACUAAUGCUGCUGAGCUUCUUGGGUGCACAAGAUGCUCCCUAGCAUGUCUGCAGCAUUGCUAGGUUUGUGUUGUUCAGAUGAUUAUUAUUAACUGGUUUUAUUACUCACAAGAGAGGUUUGUAAUCCAGCUGCCAAGGUGUUAGCAAGAAUGGAUGGCUGGACUUGUGGCACUGCCUUGGGAGGUAAGAAAUCCAGUUUAGUUCCUGGGUUCUCUGGAGGUUUUUGUCUUUGGCAUUUGGAAAACCACAGUCUUUCUAGUCCACUUGUGUGAAGAGGUAUCAGCAUCCUAGCCCUAUUUAUGUUUAUUGAGCUUUUCAGGAGAGACGGUAUCUUGCAAUGCAUGCAUGCAAAAAGUCUUACACAGAGACAAAAUAGCAUAUAAAGUCUUCAGAGGAAAAAGACCAAACAAGGAAAAUCAUGAGAAUUGCUAAGUAUGACAGUGUGUCACCAGUGACGAAAAAGAAGUGGAGUUUAAUGUGAACAUACCUUUAAGAUUCCUGACAAAACCAAAGAAUAGCUUGCUGCCUCAGGAAUCAGAGGCAGACUUACUGGAAGGGGUAAACCUCCCCACCUCUACUAUGGCCCCAAAAGUAUGUCACUUGCUUUACAGGAUGUGAUAGCACAGCAGUGGAUGGCUGUUGGGCCAUCAUUAUAACCACAUCUGAAAAUACAAGGAUACAGCAAGUGGAGGGUGAGUAUACAGAAAAUAAGAAAAUUUUUCAAAGGGAUGCAUGUUGAAUAGAAAUAUAGAAAUUUUCAGAAGAUUUACCUUUUGUUGCUGUUAGUAAAGGAAAUGUUACUGUAUUGCUGUCCUGUUUGCAUGGCUAUUGCUUUUGUUUUAUUCACCAGUAGAACGCUAGAUUGCAAAGAAGACACAAAAGCACGCCUAUUCUAGGCUUAUCACGCUAUAGUAGCAUUAAUGGAUUUUGUCUACAAAGAGCUUUUACAGGAUGAAAUUACUUGAGUUCAAUUUAAAAUUAACCAUAGCCUUACCUUUCAAACUUCUCUUGGGCAAAGUUCAUGUUGAAAUUGAAUUUUCCAUGCAUAUAGACUAAAAAGGAGUAAAGGGACAAAAGGAUUAAGUGUUUAUUUUUAUAGUACCUGUGCUGUAGAUAGAGUAAAAAAAUAAGCCUCAGAGAGUAGUUGGACAUUAAUAUGUAAAAAUGUUGCAGUGAUAAUAAGUGAGAUAGGUGACUGUAUGUGCUAAUGUGUUAAACUACGUAUGUGAAAAACAUACAAAAAAGAAUUGUGUGUUAUCCAGGAUUAUCGCUAGCAUAGUUGCUACAACCCCAUGAUUUUCUGUCUUAACUAUAUACUUGCAGUUUCUUGUAAAUAACAAUGGGGAGUAGUAACUAGUCUUUUACAUUUUGUAUAAAAUAAGGAGACUAUGAAAUAAACAUAGCAUUCUGUCUAUUCUUAUUUUGAAAUUACAUUUUACUAUAAAGUAAAUAGAAUUUGUCUCAUUCCUGAGUCUCUCCAAAACUUAAUGCAUAUUUACUGAUACAGACCUUUGCACAAAGUCUGUCAGGAGGGAGCCUUAUCCUGACAGAAAUCAUGUUUCCCCAUCCUGAGUCCCAAAGCAGAUUAAUAGACCCUGGAAAAUGAGUGGCAGUGAUAAGGAAUGCUGAGAAAUACCUGGAUUCACAACAACUUCUUGUGCCUGUGAACAGAACAGCUGUUUUAGGGUUCCUAAAAUCAGAUGUUUGCCACCUCCAUUGUCCCUUUGAAUUCCUCUAGUUAAAAAAUACUAAAUGAACUUUUUAAUGUAGUAAUUCACUGUGUUUUUAAAUACAGUGACUAAAUGUGAUUAUCUCAGACAAAAGCAGUUAAUGCAGACCUGCCCUUGGCCAUAGUAAGAGCAAGUUCACAUUUAAUAUAAUUGUCAGUUAACAUCUCUAUUAAUUUGGUACCUCUUCCCAGGAAAAAAAAGCAAGCCACUGACAGCACACUCUGCUCUUUCUGGACUGAAUCCUUCCCUGUCAGUGACCAUCUGCUGUUCCCCAGGGCAAAGAAGCAGCAGUUCAUUUGUUAAACUGCAAUAACCCUUAGUCCAUGCUUUUUAUAAACAAAUCAUUAGAUAUGUUUCACACUCUUAAAAAGACUCAGUUUCUUAGUUAAUAUAUUAGGGUAAUAUAUUAAUAAUAUAUAAAUAUUAAUACAUUAAUAAUUAAGAUAAUAGGCUUUGCCUUUAGUCAUUUUCUACACCUAAUUUUACAUAGCCCACAUAAGCAGAAUUAAAUUGUUUAAAUAGCAGGUUCAGUCAAUAAAGUCCUUAACUGUUGCUAAACAGUUUUUCCCAAAGGGUUCUGUCAUUUUACUCUAUUAUUUUUCCUUGCUUAGGAUGGGAAGAAACAUUUCUCAAAAGUUUUGUUCUACAGGGAGAAAUAAAGAAGAACAUAAACAAUUUAUAUAUUAUUAUAUAUUUUAGCAACUGAUGGAGGCAUCUUAAAACUGCUGCACAAGUACCACCAGCAUCCAGAAAGCUCUGUGAAAGGCAGCAGUGGGCAUUAGAGACUUCCUUGACCUUCCUCCAGGCACCCAAGGAAAACUGGGGCUUGCUAACAAGCCAUUCAAUUUUUACUCAUAGAAAUCAGCUGAAAUCCGUGGAAUCUCACCAAUACAAGUGGCAAUAGGCAAGUUUAACUUCCAGGCACAGCCAAAGUAAACAACAGUAUGUGACUUUGAUUCUUGUUUUGAAAGAUCUUGCUGGGCGUUAAGCUGGUGUGUAUGUAUGAAGUGUGGGCUGUCAGUGUGCGAGCUGGCAACAACCUGCCUGCUCACUUUUGGCUGUCCCUCCCCUGCCCCAUCCACACAGAGUCAAGUGACUGCGUCCUCCAGUGAUAGUGGGACCUGAAAGCCACUCAACGGGAGCAAGAAUAGGGAAGAAAAGACCUCUAGGUUUUAAGGUGGGAGUGGACUGUUGUGGGAGGAAAGGCUACUGGGAAGUGGAGGAGGCAGUGUCCUGUCAUCUGAAGACACGAGGGCUAGUGAGUGUGUGGAGAGACUCUGCAAAGCUCCAGAAUUUCCCUCAUCCUUCUCCUUCAUUUUUCUAUAAUCUCACUCCUUUCCACAGAUCUGACUUUCUCCAGUCACCCUUCCCACUGGAACUCCCUAAACCCACUCCCACUUCCUCUUUCCCUGCUUUCAAUCAGUUCUAAGGAACAAACCCCUCAAAUACACUUGUUGAGCAUGGCCACUUCUCCACCACAGCAGAACUGAAUACUGAUUUUUUCCCCCCAUGUAUUCCAGAUUAAUCUUGACCUUCUGAGACUUAAUAAAAUUCUGCCUCUGACCCCUUUCAGGUGUCCAUUCUGGUUUGAGACGCAAAAUUUUAAUUUUUUUCCUCCUAUGGAAUUCUCUAAGACAAAGGACUUAAACAGGCAGAAUUCCACUGUUAUAUCUCAGUUUAUCCCGAUACUUGUUGCCAUUUGCCUAUGUUUAAAGGAUUCAGAAGCCUCACUAUGUGCUGUUAUAAUCUCUUCUCACUCUUGAAUUGUGGUUUACAGUCAUUCUGAACAGUAUUACUGGAAGUAUCUUCUGGACCAGGAACAAGAUACAGUAGAGAGAGCUGUCAGAGCAAUGGCAUUUCAGGGUCAGCUGCCUAUCUCCCAACAGAUGAUGUUUUGUUUUCUCUCAUUAAAAAAUCUUCCAUGCAGAGAGUAACGGUGGCAGAUCUCGUCAUGCUAAUUUAGCCCAAGUUUGAAGAUAAAAUACGUAUUCCUAAAACACACAGGCUACAUGGUCAGCUUCAAAGUGCAAAGCACAUAUUUUGAUGGAUGCGCUAGCUAUGUGACAAGUAAUUACAUCACCACAUUUGCCUUUAGAGUUUAGUUUUGAUUGGAUAAACACAUCUAAGCUACUUCAGUUGUUUGCUUUACAUUUCCCUCUCAGCCACAGAUGGUGUAUGCACUUCUUGGGUAGCCAGAAUUCAAGAGCUGUCUUUUUCUUUCAAGUCUGCAUAGCUGUACAAAUGAAUGCAUAAGGCCUAUGAAAAUCCCAUUCAGUUACAAAGAAAACCUCUGAAACUGUUUAUAUGAAAGUCAGGUAGCCACUGUCUUGCUCCUAUUGAAAAAAGUGAUUUUGUUAGGAACAUGAAUUAGCUCUUCAAAUCAAGUACCGGGUUAAAGGCUUUUCUGCUUUUCCUGAGACAGAAGGUGCAGUCUUUCAAAGAGAUAAUGUUUUUGCUAUUGUUAUAAUGAUGAAAAUUAUGCUGAAGAUGCAAAUACUGGAUGCAAAUACUGUUCAUGUUUUUAAAUAGAUUUCUGCCUGUGAUUUCAGAAUAGACAACCAUUCUCAUUAUGAAGAUCAUUCAUUUUGCACAGGGUUCCUUUCUCAUUUUCACUCACACUAUCAGAACAGUUUCUUAAUAAUCUGUGAUAUAAAACAAAUAGUGAAAAAUUGACCUGUGGAUUUCCAAGGUAAGGUUGAAUUAAGAAAAAAAAUUAAGAAGAAUGUUUUUCAUACGUGCUUCUAUAAAAAUUUGGACUAAGGUCUUUUGAACUUACUGGUAAUUGAAGAAUGUGCUUAAGCAUCUUUUGAAUAAGCUCUUAUAAGGUGGUAAGCUUAACAGCCUGUUCUGUUCAACCUUAAUUACUCAUCACAACUUUAGAAACAUGCUUUGACAUAACCUAUUCCAUGUAAAUGGGCCCAGGACUGAAAUCACUGUUUGAAUUACAGCAUUUAUACACUAGCCAGCAGUCAACCAAACCACUUGACAGAGAAAGUAAUAUAACCGAUCCUGAAUACCUCUGCAAUUAUAUUCCGCAUGUUAACCUUCGAAGAGCAGUUCAUGUGAAGGUGGUUAUACAGGUAUUUAAGUGGAAGCUCCCAAACCUAGAAGGAAUGCUGCUUCAAAAACAUUUGGAUUACUUUCAGUUCUUGUUAUUCCUACAGUGCAGAUCCCAUUCAGAUUUGUGUAUGUGAGCUGUUUUUGGAAACCAGGGAGAGAGCUGAGUGAUUUAAAAACACAAGUUAUUUAUUCAAUAGCUUCAGUACAGAGAAAUUGGUGAAACUGAAAACGAAACAACACUUUGUUAUACAUAUUUGCUUUCCUUCUUCCAGAUAUAUCUUCUAGCGUAGCAUUAUUUUCUGAAGUAUCCAGGUGAAAAAUAUCUGCUGUCUUAGUGGGGGAACAUGAAGUUGGUUUACUAGGAUUCUUUCAGUGUAUCAUUGUUUCAAACUUUUACUACCUCAGAUAGGUAGAACUGUACCUACCAAAACAUCACAAAAAGCCUCGGGAACAGCUACAAUUGAAAGAAACUCUUUGGAGAGAUACAAUUUGUUUCUAAGACUCCCUAAUUAACUUGCUGUUUUCAAUUCACACUAUCUCCUUACUUACUACAUCUAUUUUCUCCCCUCAAGAAUUAGUACCUUGGCCCUGUUUUCUUGCUUUUCAAUUAAAUGGGAAUUCCUUAAAAUCAUCUGCAGUUGAUACCACAUUUCCCUAUUCCUUAUCUUUAAAAAGUGGCUGAACUACAAUUCUUUCGGUAAACGUGUCUGAUUGACAUAAGAUUCUUCAUAGGUAUUGUUCAAGGCUUUUUAUAAUUUCUUGAGGCACUGAUAGCUAUACCUCAGAUUUUGCUUAUAGUCUUUAUGCUCUGAUAUUGCUUUUUAGUCCUGUUUCAGCUCUAUGUUGGUAUGUGUGCCUUAUCAUUAGUUACAUACUUUACUCCAUCAGGAAUAUGCAGCAAGGUAUAUAAGCCCACUUUAGUCGGUAGAACUUUAAGAUAAGAGAAAGAGAAGAAAAUAAGAACUUCUAAGGAUAUGCUGGAUAGCAAAAUGCAGGUUUUAUUAUAACUUGUGUUCACAUGCCUGCAUAGCUUAAAUUGGCUAACAUGAAUAAAAGAAUUACUAUUGUGUGAACUGGUAGCUGGAGUUCAAAGUGUAAAGCAUGUGUUGCUACUUUUUCCUUCCUCUUCUUACUGUACUGCCUAGAUGAGGCUAAAACCUGACACAAAGGUUUUUCAAUACCAACAAGUUAUUUCUUCCUCAUCUUGAGCAUUUGUUUUAUUCUUUCUGCUAAAAGGCAUUUUGCUUUUCAUUCAAGACUCAGAAACAACGUAAGCUAAACCAUAGAAAAACUUGAACCACUAAGACCUUGUAUCUGGUGUUCAUUAUUUCCAGCAAGAGAUGAAAUGGUCAUCUCCACAUAUAGCUGCAAGGCUUUGCUGACCAUAUUCUUAAUAUAUACUAUAUUUAGACUUCAGGCAAAGUUUAGUUGUAUGGGUUUGUAGUCACACUGACUUCUUGGGAAGAGAUGACUGUUAACGAAGACACAACUAAAGUAUAUAAGAUGGGAUAACACGUUUAAUAUAAAUAUGAAAUACUUUAGAUAUUAUGUAAGGUCAUAUGCAAAUUGCAAUUUCUUUUGUUUCAGAAUUAUCUGUUCUUUCAUUUGCUUGGACACCUCAUAUUUCUUCUCACCAAUUCAUAUGUGCUCCUUUAGAAUGAAGAGGACUAAUGCUGGCAGCAGUCAGACCGAGGUUCCAGCUUCCUGUACAGCUUUACUUGAGGCACCACCUCCCUGUCCGUUGGCCAGGCAGACCUGUGGGAUGGCCACUGUUAAUCUCCAAACACAACAGAGGCAUUAUUGUUUUAGAGCACUUUGCUGCAAGGGACCGCCACCACCACGACCUGAAUAUGACUUAGUUUGCAUAGGCCUCUCUGGUUCUGGCAAGACAAGUCUUCUGUCUCAGCUUUGCAGUGAGAGCCUGGAGAAUAUCGUGUCUACCACAGGUUUUAGUAUAAAAGCGGUGCCAUUCCAGAAUGCCAUCUUGAACGUAAAAGAACUUGGAGGAGCUGACAACAUCAGGAAAUACUGGAGUCGUUAUUACCAAGGAUCCCAGGGGGUAAUAUUUGUAUUAGACAGUGCCUCCUCUGAAGAUGAUCUAGAAACUGCUAGAAAUGAACUGCAUUCUGCUCUCCAGCACCCACAGUUAUGUACUUUGCCAUUUUUAAUACUGGCCAAUCAUCAAGACAAGCCAGCAGCUCGCUCCGUACAAGAGAUAAAAAAAUAUUUUGAACUUGAGCCGCUUGCACGUGGAAAGCGUUGGAUUCUUAAACCCUGCUCCUUGGAUGAUAUGGAGGCAGUAAAAGACAGCUUCUCCCUUCUAAUAAACUUGCUAGAAGAGAGAGACUUCGAACCUUCAAGAAUGUGAAAUCCAAGAGAAAGGAGUGGUUCUCCAGACAUCACUGUACUUGCUCAUUCUGCACACAGUUUAAUUAUGGUGUGGUAUCAAGACUGAGCUGUGAUAUGUUGUUCAUACAGAGUUAGUGCAGAAUGUCCUUUUGUUAAAAUAAAUGUUCUGUGAGUCAGGUACACAACUAUUUCCAGUAGAGUUGUCUAUGCUACUGAAGUAGGAAGUUCCUCUUUGUUUACCACUAUUUCUGCACAGUGCAUGUUGCUUUCUUGCUUUGCGAUCAUCCUUGAUAGGGAAUUUUGCGCGCACAAAAAUAACCUAGUCUGUAAAGGAGGAAUUCUAUGUGUUACCUUGGAUUUUAAAAAAUAACUAAUAUCUAAAUGAUUUGUGGGUCUAAUUUGUAUUAGCUUGUUUACUGACCUCACAGUAUGGAAAAGCACAGCCACUGGGAACCUAGGAUACCUAAAAGGCAAGCAGUUUCAUGUUAAUGCAAAGGUUAUUCCUGAGGUUUUAGUAAGUGAAAACACAGUUGACAAAUUUGUUGAGUCCUCUUUUAAAAUCACUGCAUAACCUUGCCAAAGGCAGAACAGUUAUUUUGCUGGAAGUUUGAUGAAAAGUGAAUUAACAAACAGAUGUGCACAGAUAACAGUGUUUGGGGAAAGUAGGUGACAUAAACAGGUGAUCUAAGUAAAAUGAUUUUCUUAGAAAUAUACAAAAGUUGGAUAAAGGAAUAAACUAAUUGAAAGUAGUUUUCCAUUAAAAAGCAAGGUAAAUGUCUGUUAGUUCAUCUGUGGAGGCUUUAUUACUAGAUAGAAGUAUGAGUGAUUUGAAAUAAGGACUGCAUCCUUUAUCACUCAUUUGUAGACUACUACUGUUAUUGUAACAUUGCCAAGGCAUCUAUACCAGAAUUAAGGGUCUUCCAGUGUUUGUACUUCUCUUUUCAAGGGGAUUAUGUCUUGUUCUUUCAAGCUUACUCUGGGCUAAGUGUUACUUAGAAGACAAAAAAGUAUUCAUUGGAAAACAACAUUUGUAAUACAUUCAGAAAAAGCCCCUUUGGUUCAAGUAACACAGUCCACAUUUUCUAUUUCCACGUUUUCCCCAGAUUUGCAGUGUUUUGGCUGCCUUUUGUUGAUUUUUUUAAAACUUUAUAACCCAAUUUUGUUCAUUAAAGAAAUGUGCCAGGCCACUUGUCACUGAGUCAGUGACAACAGGGGACGUGCGGAUCAGUUACUGGACUGGUGCACACCUUGAAUGCUGUGCCUUGCACAUUCAGCUACCCUUGAGUGUCUGCAAAUACAAACUGUAGUGAUGUGUCAUUAGUUUCUCAUUGAUUCUGCUUGUGUUCUGAAACUUAUAGCGCCGUUUUUCAGGGCUUUAAGCAGCAUAUCUUUCCACUCUGAGCAUUUAUAUUUUGUUUAAUGUUUAUUGCAGUUUCUCAUUAGUUUAUUUGGGGAUAAGAAAAUAGCAAAGAUCAGCUUUUAAAGGCUGAUAAAAGCCAUUUCUCUAUUACUUGCAAUUAUACUCUUUGUUAAACAAAAUGUUUUUAAUAGGUGUUUUUGUUUACUUUUCAAUUUCCUUGGAUUUCCUGCAUUGCUCCCACUGUUUUAACUUGGUUUCUGUUAUCAGAAAGAAGCUGGGAAAACUGAUAAACUCCUUGUUUCAUUUUGAGAUAGAAUAGGCAGAAAGCCUGAAGGGCAUCUCCUUGCUUUGUUUUUUUAUUCUCUUUCCUACCAGGUCAAUCGUCUCACUCCUAAUACUCUUGGAAAUAACUAAGAACUGGAAUUGUUCAUUUUGAAGCGCAGAGUAGCCCUGCUUUGGUUCAAUUCUCUCUGCACACUUUAGUCGGGACCCAUCUGCCCAUCAGUUUCUCUUGUAUGGGUUAAGGAGGUUCCUUUCCCUGGAUUUAAGAAGGAAUUGAAUCUAAUUUACAAUUUCAAACUCUCUCUUAGCUUACGUGAGAUUAGAGGCUACAGAGUCCUCAGAUUUCCACAAGGUCCCCAAAUUUCUGUCCUGUUUAGAGACAAUGACAAGUAAGUGGUAAGGAGGACGUGGGAAAAUUACUUGCCAGAGAAGGCAGGCAAAAUGGGGGAUUCAGAGCUUUUACUGCUUUUUCAUUGGCCAUUAGUUAGAAGAUGUGAAAUAACAUUUUUUUACUGUUUUUCCCCUUCUUUCCCUUAGUUAUGGACAUACAGGAAAUGAAAAUAAGCCCAACCAUAUUGCAUUCUUGAAACUUUACUUAUUUCUGCCAUCAGUAGAAAAACCAUCGGUCUGGUCCAAAAACUUUAAUGUUUCCAAGUUACAUUUUGGUCAUGAUCUCCCAGAUAUGCACUGUUAGAAGGUGCUACAUGACUAACAUGAAAAAGGCCCAAUACAUUGAUGAGAAUAUGGUUUUGGCAUAUGCCGGUGGCCACUUAGACUAGGACCUUAAGGCAAAUGUCAACUGCACAGAAGCAGUGAUUUUGAUUUACCGAAUUAUUUUGAGUAUGCUUUUUCUUAUUAAUACAGCGAUCAUUCCUCACCACAGAUUGAAACAAUACCUCAUAACUGCUGAAGGCUAAAACCAACACUUAACUUUACUUUGAAUGUAGUACUUCUGUGGUUUUGUGUUGUAGAUAGACUUAAUGGAUGUGUACCUUUUUAAUGUCUAUACGCAACUUCACCUUUUUGUGAGGGGAUAAAAGCAUUCAGUAGCAGCUCAUGUCAUAAUUCCUUGUCUAUAGUGUUGUUGAAUGCUCUGGCUUGGUAGAAUAUGUAAGCACUAUGCAGUUUGCAUUCUGCUAACCAAUCUCAAUUGCUUCAGUUUUUGUUGGUUUGUUUUGGUUUGUUUUUUUUUUAAUCUUUUCAAAUGUGUUUAUCAUUUAGGUGGAAUAAACUUGGGCACUAGGCUCUACUUUACUUGCAAGUUCAUUAAGGAGUGAACAUUUUCUUUUUAAAAAAGAUGUGCUUUAAUGUUCUUUAGCCAUCUGUUAAAUUACUUCGUGUGUGUAUGUGUGUGUGCCCACACUGGGCUUCUCAGACCUGUGGCUGUCUGCAGCGUCUCAGCCGUCAGAGUGAAAACAUUAUCAAUCAAUAUCCAACAACAGCUGGUUUUGACAACCUUCUGUCUGCUGCCUAAUGCUUUACAGCUCAUCAGUAAGACUUCUUUGUCUGCCCACUCUGAGCUGGUAAUCUUACUGCUUCCAUGUCGUGUCCUGUAGUUGUACUUCUAGCAUUUGUAUGGAUAAAAAGUUAAAUCUUAGUGGGUUUUGAUAUUCUUUCUUGCUGUAUAAUGCUCCAUGUGUAUCUUAGCUUGCCUAUUCAAAUACGCUAUACAAAAAUCUGUGAUGUAUUAUUUCAUUUAACUUCUUGCAUUUCAUUAUAUUUAUAGAAGUUGCAGAUUUUUGUACCGUAUUACUUAAUACAGUUGCCUUUUUGUAAUGGCAAUUAAUUUAUAUUACAAAAGUUUGUAUCUUUUCUGUAGUCAAAAAAUAUUAGUUAACUGCCAUAUUAUCUUAACUUUAUACUAAAAAUACAGUGUCUAUACAUGAAGUUGACCCAAUUAAAUGGUCAACUGCUGACGUGGGGAACCUGUACUGUUUAUGAUUUAUACAUAAUUUCCACUAUCAAAAAAAAAAAAAAAGAAAGAAAGAAAAAAAAAAGAAAAUAAAUGCUGUGUAGAAUUGAGUUGAUAAGUUUUGAUUUCUUGAGAAAGUAGCCAACUUGGGAGUAUGGCAUAUUACCUUGAUUUGGAAUGUUCAAGAUUAAUUAUUUACCCAUAAGUGUAAAAAAAUAUUCCUGUAUAAAUCAUUGCUACGUCAUACAUUUACACACACAUACAUACAAAAUAGAAACUUUCAAAAAUUGACUGAUUUUUUUGACAGCAAGAUGUCAUUACUCUGGAAAUAUAUGUAAAUGGUAUUGCAGGUUUAUUGCUGAAACAGCGAUUGGAAUAAUCUUUAUACAAUUCUUCCAUAAUAUUAAAAUGAAAGACAUGUUUA